AUGGCUCAUACUACUUUCCCCAGCGAUCUCCCCGUGCCCAAUGACGACGGGGCGUACGAUCAUCUGACCGACGUCACCAUUCCGGCGGAUAUCAGCCUCCCCGUCGCACACAGUCCAAAGCAGAAAGUCAGACUCGCCGAGUUGGAAGGGUUAACGGUGGUGUUUUGCUACCCACGAACAGGCGCACCCAAUGAGAUCGUACCGGAUUCCUGGAACGCCAUCCCCGGUGCUCGCGGCUGCACCCCGCAAGCAUGUUCCUUCCGAGACAACCUGCCUCAACUGCGCUCGUUCGGUGUGGCGCACAUCUACGGCAUCUCAACGCAAUCGCCUUCGUACCAAGCGGAAGUGCGUGAACGGUUACAUCUGCCGUAUGAUCUUCUGAGUGACGAGAAUUUGGACUUUCAGCGGGGUUUGAAGUUGCCGACGUUCGAGUGGGAGGGAGGGAAAGUCCUGAGGAGAUCGAUGAUUGCUUUGCGAGACGGGAAAGUCAUCAAGUGGUGGUACCCGGUUUUCCCACCGGAUCGGGGCGUCGAUGAUUUGAUCGAGUGGUUGAAAGCAGAGCAGAGUUUGGUGUAG
Molecule: messenger RNA, 576 nt
Organism: Cladophialophora carrionii CBS 160.54
Lineage: Eukaryota; Fungi; Ascomycota; Eurotiomycetes; Chaetothyriales; Herpotrichiellaceae
Exons: 3
Coding region: 1-576 (191 amino acids)
Biological process (GO): cell redox homeostasis; cellular response to oxidative stress
Cellular component (GO): cytoplasm
Molecular function (GO): thioredoxin peroxidase activity
Source: RefSeq, a predicted model, not a curated record